Tilletiopsis washingtonensis is the source of this 1431-nucleotide messenger RNA. Its product is annotated as nagb/rpia/CoA transferase-like protein. Gene Ontology annotation, molecular function: translation initiation factor activity; guanyl-nucleotide exchange factor activity. Lineage: Eukaryota; Fungi; Basidiomycota; Exobasidiomycetes; Entylomatales. Gene Ontology annotation, biological process: translational initiation. The record is from RefSeq and is a predicted model, not a curated record. The coding region runs from base 139 to 1266 and encodes 375 amino acids. Gene Ontology annotation, cellular component: eukaryotic translation initiation factor 2B complex. The transcript is spliced from 4 exons.
CACCCCGGAUCCUCGCCUGCGUCUUGCGCUGGCCCACGUCCACCGCCUACUUCUGCGCAGCGUCCCACACUCUGCACAUCCACUGCGCCGCGCUCGCGGAUUCCUCCUGCACCGUCCCUCCACUCGUCUCGCGCAGCCAUGACCCGCGCACGAGCGGGCCCGGCCGCGCGCCUCAUCGCGGCGCUCGCCGCAUCGCUGCGCGAGCGCGCCGUGUGCGGGCCCGACGCCGUCGCCGUCGCCGUGGGGCGCGCGCUGCGUGCCGUGGUGCACGCCAGCCGCGCGGCGAGCGUCGAGGAGCUGCACGCCGAGAUCCUGGCCGCCGGCCGCCUGCUGAGCGAGGCGCAGCGCGGAGAGCCGGCCAUCAUGGCGACGACGAUGCGGGUGCUGCAUCUGCUGCACGAGGAGGCGCACAUUCUCGCGUCGGGAGGUGCGGGCGCCGCUUCGACGUCGGCUGCGCAGUCCUCAGGAGGCCCAUCUGGCAGCGCCGUCAACGGCUCAGCUGCGGCGACCGCUGAUCCGGACGAGGACGACGACGACGACGACGAUAGCGACGACGCCGAGGGCGAGCUCAGCGGCGAAGAGGCAGACGGCGAAGAGAGCCUGCAGGCGCUGCUGGUGCAGGCCAUCCAGGAGCUCGUCGACGAGCUCGACGGCAUCGACGGCAUCAUCGCCAAGGACGCGCGAGAACACAUCUACUCGGGCGAGAUCAUCAUGACGCUCGGCUACUCUCAGACGACCGAGGUGUUCCUCAAGGCGGCCGCCAAGCAGCGCAGCUUCACCGUCAUCGUGGCAGAGACGGCGCCCUCAUACGCAGGCCACGCCCUUGCCCGCGCGCUCGCAGCACAUCCGUCCAUCUCCGUGCUGCUCGUCCCGGACGCGGCAGUCUACGCGCUCAUGCCGCGAGUGUCCAAGCUCGUGCUCGCGCCGCACUGCGUGCUGCCCAACGGCGCGCUCCUGGCGCCGGCCGGCUCUGCGCUGCUCGCCUCGGCUGCGCGCGCCCACCACACGCCGGUCAUUGCGCUUGCCGGGCUGCACCGCAUCUCGCCCGACUGGGCGCUCGUCGCCGCGGGCUCGCAGACGGCCACCGAGGGCGACCCGGCGCUGGUGCUGCCGCGCGAGCACAGCAAGCUCAGCGAGGAGGCCGAUGUGGUCAGCGCCACAUGGGACUGCGUCGAGACGUGCGACGGGCUCAUCACAAACGUCGGCGAGCACGCGCCGAGCUUCGUGCCCCGCCUGAUCAAGGAGAACUACUACGUCGAGCCAUAGAGGCGAUCCGGGUGCAAUGCACCAAGUCUUGACCUGCCGCGUGUGACCUGCAGUCGUCUGCCCGGUGACUGCAUGAUGCCUUGGAGUGUGAAGCAUGCUGCUCCUACGCAGCGAAGACUGUCCGGCAGAGAGCAUCCUCCCGCCCCUUUGGCAUGCCGGCGGAGC